Ciona intestinalis (vase tunicate) is the source of this 4789-nucleotide messenger RNA. RefSeq lists its product as uncharacterized. Gene Ontology annotation, molecular function: protein binding. Lineage: Eukaryota; Metazoa; Chordata; Ascidiacea; Phlebobranchia; Cionidae. The record is from RefSeq and is a predicted model, not a curated record.
AAUUAUAAAACGAUAUCGUUAUUAAUAGGAUGAGGAAAUAUUUGAUUUUAUGUGACAGUGUCCCGUCUUACCCCAUGUAUACUAUAGUCCUCUAGUCUCUAUAUAUAUGGGUGUGUAAUAACAGCAGAUGCCGCAGUAAGGUCGGCAAGUGCAAGGUAUAUUAGUGGAUGUCGCUUAAACGUGAGCAACGAUGCGUAAAUAUAUAUUCGAAGCUUUGUUCAAUAGAGCGAUUCCGGAGAAAUAUUUAAAUAAUCUUUAUUGUAACUUUGAUCCGUUGAAACAGUUGAGUUAUUGGAAGUGGAGGAUUUUAUAUUUAAUAAAAAGUUAUAAACGACCCCACGGUUUUAUAAGGGUGUGCCAAUAUAUAGGAAAACUUUUACGCAAAUUGAAGGAAUAUAAAUAACGUUUAAGUGAGAAUUGUGGAGCGGUCACUUUCCCGUUCAAUACGCAGGUCAUGUUUUGAACAAAUGGUCAACUUGGUCGUGAUUGGAUUAAUAUGGCACGAAUAUUCCGGGUCGUUUUGACCGCACGGUAACACCAUAGAUAUCAAACAACAUCAAUAAAAAACAAAACGUAAUCGACUUGAAAUAAACAAUGACUAUUAGGAGUAAUUGACCUUGAUAGCAAUAAUAUUAAGGCGGUGUUUCAAUUAAUGAACAGUUCAAUCGCCGUCUACUUGGUACAAUUGUAUUACACACCACGUGUUAAAUGUUUAAGCUACAGCGCCUGUACCACAUGGUCGCAUACGAAGCAAUCAACCAUACGUUUACGUCAGCGAACUUCCGCUGACCUCAAACCAUGAAAGUCAAAUCUCGUGAUUGCGUUUGAUGGCGUUGAGUAAUGUAACGGUGGGACUUAUUUAUUAACGACAAUCUUUAUAACACGGGUGUUCUGUUUCAUACACCUUGUGCCCACUUACAAGUUACCACGUAUGAGUAACUUUGUGGGUGAUUGUUUUUGGGAUAUUUUCAUAUUUUUGUAAUGUAUGGCCGAUAAUUUCGACAGCCUAUAAAUAAGUAACCCCUGCGUUGGCGUUGAGUGAUGACGUUAUAUAUGAUAAUGCGAACCACAAGCGAGUGUGGUCGGGUACAAUAUACUUACAAGGGUGGGUUGGUAUCUGCUGUAACCGCGAAACGUAAAUUGAAGCGGGCAGGUGUUUAUCGUGAAGUUAUAACGUAAACAAAGUAAGGCAACCCCGCUAAGAGGAAGCGUGUUAAGCUACCGGGGGUGGGUUUCAAUAGAAAACCUAAGGAUGUGGUUUUAAGAUAGCUAACAUACACUUUACAUCAAAGCAUCACAUCUGUGUGUAUUGUACCAUUGUAGACCCUUAAAAGGUUGCGAUCUCAUCAAUCAUCAUUGAGGUAACACUCUUGGUAUGGGAGGCCGCACCACAAGCCGUGUGUGGCAUCUGCCGCCUAAACUAUUUCCGUGGUGAAGAAUUUUGUAAGUCAGAUUUUUUGCAGGGCCCCGUUUUGUAGUUGGUACUACAGUUAAUGGGGAAGCUCUGUUAACAAUCUAUGUCUUCGAUUGCAAUAACAAAGCUACACAAGUGAUAUUAAUUAACAUAACGAAGAGAUUUAGCAGCAAAACAAACCAAGCGUAAAAUAAUCACUGUUCGAAUAGACAUCCGACAACGUUAUUGUCCAAAUACGUUUUGUCGACCGUAUUAACUAAAACAAUAAAGGUGCAAAACAUUUAUCUGGAACGUCUAAGCGACUUAUCUGGAGCAACAAACAUAUACGUCUGAAUGCUAACGUUAUUGUAACAAAUGCCGUCUAGAUAAGUGUUAAUGAGGUGUCAACCGUAUAUAUAUUAAAUGUGAACAACAGACGUUAUUAGAUGGGGAAUAGCAAGGCAAAUUUAGAGCUACGUCGGUGGUAUGUCAGUCAACGCAUGAGGUUCGCACGCGACGAAGUUUCGUUUAAUGAUUGUUCCAGUAGAUUGGAACCCUGGAUGAUGGUUUGUUGGAUGCUGAGGUGUGGAGACGUUUAUAGUAUUGUGGGGGGUCGGGUUAGAGAACGUUAAUGAAAUAAAUAAGUUGUGUUUAGUGCAGGUCGAAGUGGAUAGUUCCUUUGUUUAGCCUCGAUGUAAAAGAACAAACAGGGAAUAUCUACAUCAAACGUUUUUUUUUUCAAUUUACUUAGGCGAGAUACGCUUGAGUGUAAACGCCGCUUUAAAGAACAAACAAAGCAAUAUCACGCUAACGUGAAGAUAUUUCUUUGUUUGAUAAGUUUUGAACCAAUACCUGUUUAUAAGGUUUGAGCAAUUAAAUGUAACCUGUUAUUUUGUCAGCAGGUAUAUAUGAGUAGGGCGAUUAGAGAUGUCGUUUCAUUUAAUAUUAACCACGUUACUGGUUGUGCUUGCUUUGAAUCUAAUACCUGCACAAAGUGACCAAGCUUCCACACAAGUAAGAUACGCUGAGAGUGAGACAGCGGAUACAGCGGUUGUUGUGCCGAACCUGCAAGCGUUGGGUGAAAAUGCAAGUGAAGAUACGUUUACUGUAACCGUGGAAUCAGAGCAACAAAGCGGGGAAGCGAAAGGCUGCGCGUCGUCUGAUUGUCAAUCAACGACCAGUGAAUGCGGGUCAAGUUAUGAAUAUAAGAGGGAUUGUGUGUCUUAUGGUUGCUGUGGUUGUUGUGGAUGUGGGGGUUGUGGUUCAAGUUCAACCGGGACGUCGGAGAUUAGUUUAUUACUAAGGACGAUGGACAGGUUAACUCAAGGACCUCCCGGCCCACAAGGACCACCGGGUUUGCAAGGUCCCGCGGGCUUUCCUGGCAUGCCAGGCCCGCCGGGGAAGGCAGGAUUUCCCGGUAUCCAAGGUCAGACCGGAUUACAAGGCCCGCCUGGGAUCGGCAUCAAAGGAAUGAAGGGAGAUUGUGGACCUCGAGGUGAACGUGGUGAGAACGGAACACCCGGGAUAUGUAAGCCAGGACUACCGGGCAAACCUGGCCCACCUGGUCCACCAGGGGUGGUGUAUACGUCGGAAGAACUACAGAGUUCUCCAUUGAAGAUUGCAGGGCCGCCUGGACAGCCUGGUGAGAAGGGAACGCAAGGUGAACCUGGGAUGCCAGGGAUUGAAGGGGAGAGGGGGGAGACGGGAGUUGGAGUUAAAGGUGAACCUGGUAUGAAAGGAAUGACUGGUCCUCCGGGUCCUCCUGGACCUCCUGGACUUUCAUCAAGUGAUGUAGAGACAGUUAAGGUUGUUCGGCAAACUGAUGGGCCGCGGGGACCGAAGGGUGAAAAGGGGGAGUCGAUAACAGGUACUCCUGGUGUUAAGGGCGAUAAAGGGAUGCCUGGUAUGAAGGGGGAAGGUGUGGAAGGACCUGUUGGCGCUCCUGGGCCUAGAGGACCUACAGGGCCAAAGGGGGACAUUGGUGUCGGUGUCGUUGGGCCAAGAGGGCUCCCUGGUCCACCGGGCACACCUGGGGUUGGGAGCAGGGGUAGAGAUGGUGUCGACGGCGAAAAGGGGGAGAUGGGACCACGUGGGUUGCAAGGACCACCCGGGGAAUCUGGGAAUCAAGGAAGUGGUAACCUUGUUAAUGGUGGGUCUGUGAAAGGGGGCAAGGGAGAUAAAGGUGAAGCUGGUAGAAAGGGUAUGCGGGGCGAUGAUGGUGUUGACGGGCGUCCUGGUCGCAAUGGGGCGGCUACUAAAGGUAUGAAGGGAAUGUCCGGUCCACCUGGACCUCCAGGAGCAUCGGUGAAGGGAGAAGCAGGUCCGCCAGGUCCCCCAGGUCCUGCAGGGAGAUCAGGAGGUAGGAUGAGCAUGGGAGGAUCGAGUAGUUCCUCCUCAUCUGCACAAUGUUGUAGGAGGGAGCAGGUCGCUUUCAUGGCGGCAUUGUCGCAUAACUUUCAAGGCAACAACCAAGGGGUGGCGUUUGAUAAUGUGCUUACUAACAUUGGAUCUGCGUAUAGAUCGGCUACUGGAUGCUUCAUUGUACCAGCGGGUGGGAUAUAUGUCUUCCAUCUACAUAUACUUAGAUGUAGAAGCAGUGGGCCGUUGUACGUUCAUAUGAUGCGAAACAACGAGAUGGUCAGUUCAGGUACCAACCAAGACACAAGGUUUGAAACAACCUCAGCAAGUGCUGUAUUAACAUUACAACGUGGGGACGUGGUUUGGGUGCGGCUGCGACAAGGUAUAAUAUACGGACACAGCCCUUCACAUUACUCAACCUUUUCCGGCUACGCGAUCCAACUAAACGAAGCCGUAAACGUCGCCGCUGCCAUGGCGAACCAGAGAUACAAGUCAGGUUCAAGUUACAACUUAUACAGAGAAUCGACAUCGAACGUUUUAACCGAAGAAGCGGCGGCACGAGCAAGGUCUAUGAUGAUGAGUGGUAACGACUGAUACGGGGCGAGACAUAAACCAAGUGGUUGGUGAAGGGGAGCCCGUGAUGGGAAUAUUUAUUUUUGAUUACAUUGUUUUUAUAGAGCGCCAUACGCUACACACGCGUGUUUAUCAAGGUGUAUUUCAACGACGAUAUCUUAAACAUACACCACUAUACUGGGAAGUCAAACUGAAGAGUUUAUUAUCCGCGAAAAUUUCACAUUUGCUUCAUUGCUUUUUUAUAUUCACUAUUGUAUGUUUAGUUGUUGCAUCCGCGUAUUAAGAUUUAUUCACAGCAGUAUUACUGACGUGUGGGGCACACAAGUAUCAUGAGUGUGGUGUACUUGAUAAUAAUGGCACCUCACAGUAAAUAUGCGACCCCCACCCACACAAUCACAAUAUGUUCCAUUUACAAUGAAUAUACGUGUGUUGCGAUGUAAGCGAGAAAUACAAUAUUGCCUCGUA